Messenger RNA from Aspergillus terreus NIH2624, 1209 nucleotides. RefSeq names its product tyrosinase family protein. Bases 1 to 1209 code for a protein of 402 amino acids. The transcript has 5 exons. Gene Ontology annotation, molecular function: oxidoreductase activity. NCBI's taxonomy places the organism in Eukaryota, Fungi, Ascomycota, Eurotiomycetes, Eurotiales, Aspergillaceae. The record is from RefSeq and is a predicted model, not a curated record.
AUGGUCUUCUCGAGGAUCCCAUUCGAUUUCAGGGAAAUUUGUUCUGCUUACUCUCAGUCUUUCGCCGCUGGAGCUAUGCGCUUUUACACGUUUUCCGUCGCAGUAGCUCUGUUAGCUGCUGCCGUGCCUGUCACAGGGGGCCCAGUGGAUCCAUGGGAUGCCCUUGCUAGAAAGGCGUUAGUCAAUCAGAACCAAUUCCAUCAGGGCGGCGCAUGCAGCCCGCGCACUGCUGCUGUGCGCAGAGAAUGGGGAUCACUUUCCAAGCGCGAGCGAAAGGACUACAUCGACGCUGUGCUUUGUUUAGCUUCUAAGCCCGCGAAGAUUGACCCUUCCUUUGCUCCAGGAGCUCGCAACCGAUUUGAUGAUUUUGUCGCGACGCAUAUCAACCAAACGUGGUUUAUUCACGGGACGGGAAAUUUCCUGACAUGGCAUCGUUACUACACAUGGGCGUACGAACAAGCCCUGCGGAACGAAUGUGGGUACAAGGGUUAUCAACCUUACUGGGCGUGGAAUAAGUACGCCGACGACCCUCUAAACUCUCCCAUUUUCGACGGUUCCCCAUACAGCAUGUCCGGAAAUGGACCAUACAUCCCCCAUAACGACACUGAGAUCGCGCCUGGUGUCUUCAUCCCCCCCGGGACUGGGGGUGGCUGCGUAUCAUCCGGACCUUUCAAGAACUGGACGGUUAACCUGGGGCCUGUAUGGCUGAGCCUCAAAAUCCCUGGACUCGCGGCUCAGAACGGUUCUGGUCUCGAGUAUAAUCCACGGUGUCUUCGUCGAGAUAUUUCGCAGGAUGCAGCAGCGUGGACGAGAACGGAAAUCGUGAUGGAAUUAUUCAAUGAGACGACUAUACUUGGUUUCCAGAACUUGCUGCAAGGCUUCGUUCCGACGCCUGGAUAUCUCGGCGUCCACACUGGCGGUCACUUCACAGUGGGAGGUGACCCUGGCGGAGACUUUUAUACUUCCCCUGGCGAUCCAGUAUUCUAUCUUCACCACGCUGCGAUUGAUCGCGUGUUCUGGACUUGGCAAAACCUGGACCCUGCUUCUCGCACCUAUGUUGUAGAUGGGGGUACGAAUAUGGUUUUGCCUUCAUCUCCAAACGCUACAUUGGAUGAUAUGGUGGAUAUGGGCAGUGCUCUAGCACCACCAAAGACGAUUAGAGAUCUUGGAAGUACUAUGGGAGGUCCGUUUUGUUACGUUUACAAGUGA